GAACAAAAUGUCACGUUUUCAUGUUAUUUUAACUGUGAGGGAUCAGCCUGAAUCAUGGUCUUAUAUUUUUCAGUUAUAUCUAUCUUAGUGUCGGCUGCUGAUCUUUUAAAGAGGGGAAGCUCAUUUUCGGCCUAAAUCAUAAAAAUUGUCCAUAUGUAAAUUCUGCCCUACGUUCCUUUUCAAGAAAAUGCUCUGUAACCCUGUCGUACCAACUAGGCGUCUUUUCCAGUGACUUGACCAGUGUCCUCUCAAUGGCCAGCAGAGCUAGGCUGCUUAAACGGCCUUGGGCCAUUGUGUUAUCGUUUGUUCAUUAAUUCAUAUAGUUCAUAUAUAGAAAAUGAGCUUCCCCUCUUUAAAAGAUCAGAAGCAACGGGAGGAAAUGUGGUAAUAAUGUUAAACUGAAACAAUGAAUGUGGUGUGAAAUUGUGUGAAAUAUACGAUGAAGGUUGCAGCAGUUUGUCUUUCGACUACACAUGCAAAAUCCGCGAUGGGACUGAGUUGGAAAUGGAGACACAGAGUGAUACGCGUCAUAAUCUGAAGACCACGCCCACGUCCACACCAAACGUCUCUUUGCAUUGUCUGUUCCAUCAUACCGCACAGUAAUGUUCAGUGAAGCCAUGAAUGAAGUUGAGGAGAAACAUCAGUGUCAGAAACCUCAGAAUCUUGUAACGCUAGAAAUGUCUUCUAGUAGUUUGCAGAAGAACAAGAUUUUCUCUCCAAUAAUGAAACAAAGAACAGAAGCAGAGGAGCCGUUCACCUGCUCUCAGUGUGGAAAGAGUUUCAAGCACAAAUCAACACUUGAGGGACACAUUAGAAUUCACACUGGAGAGCGUCCAUACACGUGUACUCAGUGUGAAAAGAGUUUUAAACGGAGAUCAACGCUUGAAGAGCACAUUAGAACUCACACUGGAGAGCGUCCAUACGCAUGUACUCAGUGUGAAAAGAGUUUUAAACAGAGAUCCACGCUUGAGAACCACAUUAGAACUCACCCUGAAGAGCGCAGAUAUGUAUGUCCUCAGUGUGGAAAGAGUUUCACACAGAAAAAUUAUCUUGUGGAGCACAUAAGAAUUCACACUGAAGAGCGCAGAUAUGUAUGUCCUCAGUGUGGAAAGAGUUUCACACAGAAAAAUUAUCUUGGGGAGCACAUUAGAAUUCACACUGGAGAGCGCCCAUACCCAUGUGUUCAUUGUGGAAAGAGAUUCAGACAGCAAAAUCAUCUAAAGGUGCACAUUAGAAUUCACACUGAAGAGCAAUCAUAUGCAUGUCCUCAGUGUGGAAAGAGUUUCAGAGAGAAAUCCACACUUGAGAGGCACAUGAUGAUUCACAGUGAAGAGCGCCCUUACCCAUGUCUUCAGUGUGGAAAGAGUUUUAAAGAGAGAUCAACGCUUGAAGUCCACAGGAGAAUUCACAAUGAAGAGCGUCCAUACACGUGUCCUCAAUGUGGAAAGAGAUUCAGACAGAAACCAACGAUUAAGGUCCACAUGAGAAUUCACACUGGAGAGCGCCGAUACACUUGUACUCAGUGUGAAAAGAGUUUCAGACAGAAAAAUCAUCUUGAUGUCCACAUCAGAGUUCACACUGGAGAGCGUCCUUACACAUGUCCUCAGUGUGGAAAGAGUUUCAAACAGAAAACACGUCUUGAGUUGCACAAGAAAGUUCACACCAGAGAGCGUCCAUGAACAUGUCUUCACCAUAAAAUGUGGAUUUGCUUUUAAAGAAACACUUCAUUGGAUAACUUAAAUUAGCCUAUAUUUUACUCACCAGGUGUAUUCAACUGUGGUGCGCUUAAAGAAGAAGGUCAAAGUUAUACUAAAUAAUAUCCUUGCUCUUCCCAGCUUGGUAAUGGUGGUGGAUGGCACUAUCCAAGAUGGCGCCGCAGAUGGCUUCCUCGGUUUGGAGCUCUCUAAUACUUAUGUCGUUUUUGUUCGUUUUUCUGUCUUGAGCCACUCUUCUUUGAUCACUUUAUAUUGUAUUGUCAUUGUGUUGAAUGUCUGUACUAGAAACUCAAAAAGUGCAUACAUCAAUCAUGCAACUAAUCCAAACGCCUCCAGACAGUAACACAUGUUUUCUGAAGUGGAUCGCAUUGGUUCAUGGAGGCUAUAAAUAGUUCAUGGAAGUAACUAGUAUCGCAUGGACCUGCGGCUGAACAGAACGAUUGUGACAAACUUUUAACUCAUUUAAAGACGCAAGUCAUUUAAUGAAUAAAAAAAUGAACGA
Messenger RNA from Triplophysa dalaica, 2217 nucleotides. Its product is annotated as zinc finger protein 239-like. The record is from RefSeq and is a predicted model, not a curated record. The transcript is spliced from 2 exons. The coding region runs from base 603 to 1679 and encodes 358 amino acids. NCBI's taxonomy places the organism in Eukaryota, Metazoa, Chordata, Actinopteri, Cypriniformes, Nemacheilidae.